Molecule: messenger RNA, 1767 nt
Organism: Serpula lacrymans var. lacrymans S7.9
Lineage: Eukaryota; Fungi; Basidiomycota; Agaricomycetes; Boletales; Serpulaceae
Exons: 8
Coding region: 125-1687 (520 amino acids)
Molecular function (GO): nucleic acid binding; ATP binding; RNA helicase activity
Source: RefSeq, a predicted model, not a curated record
AUGCUUCAGUGGUAAAUGUGAUUGUGCAACGAACCUAAUAAGGUUGCAAUUCUACAGAGUAUCGUCACAGGACAGUCGUUCAAAUUCCAUUCCAUCCGCAUAGUCUACGCGAAGCUAUCAAAAGAUGGCAGAAGAAAAGCACGAAACCUUCACCACGGACGACUUGAUGCACCUCCAGGAGGGCCGUCAGCACAAGCGGACCAAACGAUUGAGAGAAGAGGAUUCAGAAGACGACAUGCCAAAUCAUGAUCCGCCGAGCGAUCUUCAAGUUCAGGAGCGUUUUAGUUUUUCCCGGGCCACAGCAGGUAGCAGAGCACCAAAUACCAAGCCCAAUACGCCAACGUUGCAUCAGUCUUUUUCUUUUGAUGACCUGAACAUUUCCUCUCCUCUUCUGGCGGCACUUUCUCGCAUGUCGAUACGCACACCCACUGAGAUCCAGGUUGCUUGUAUACCUCCGCUUCUUUCUGGCAGGGAUUGCAUAGGUAAUGCUAAAACUGGGUCCGGCAAGACUAUCGCCUUUGCCCUACCGAUUCUACAAAAGCUUUCAGAAGAUCCCUAUGGCAUCUUCGCCCUCGUGCUCACCCCCACUAGGGAACUGGCUUUCCAGAUAUCAGAUCAAUUCGCAGUUCUAGGUGCUGGACUGAGUAUACGAACUGCUGUCAUUGUAGGUGGAAUGGACAUGAUGACCCAAGCGCUGGAACUCGACAAUCGACCCCACGUCGUAGUUGCAACCCCUGGACGCAUUGUUGAUCAUCUACGGAGUAGCAGCGGUGAAUGGAGUCUUUCUCGAAUAAAAUUUUUAGUUCUAGAUGAAGCGGAUCGACUUCUGACCCCUACAUUUUCUCCAGAACUUUCCUACCUAUUUGACGUUUUACCAAAAGAACGACAGACAUGCCUCUUCACUGCUACUCUCACGCCAUCUAUUGACAAAUUAGCUGAAGUACCACCUAGACCGGGAAAACAGAAGCCGUUUAUCCACAGGAUGAAUGCAAAUAUCGAAACCGUUGUUACGUUAAAUCAAAAUUUCGUUUUGGUUCCAUCGCACGUACGCGAAACGUAUCUGUAUCAUCUUCUUUGCAAUCCUCCGGAGCUUGCCGCUUCUCUGAGACGUAUACCUCCUGAUACUGAGAAACGGGAGCUCGUGCAACCCCCUCCGACCAUUAUAUUUUGCACUAAACCCCGUACCGCGGCCUAUCUCACAAGUUUACUGAAGACACUGUCCAUUCGCAGUACAGCUCUCCACUCACGACUCACUCAGCGAGAAAGGUUGACUUCAUUAUCGCUUUUCCGGUCUUCCGUUAUACCGGUUUUGGUGUCUACAGAUGUUGGCGCUCGUGGAUUAGAUAUAGAGGACGUGGCCAUGGUUAUUAACUGGGAUCUACCCAACGAACCAGAAGAGUAUACCCAUCGGGUAGGUAGGACAGCUCGCGCUGGUAAAGCUGGUAUUGCAAUCAGUUUCGUGACCGAGAAAGAUGAGGAACGGGUACUAAAAAUAGAAAGUCGCAUCGGCACCAAGCUGGCUGAGAUGAUAUUACCGGAAGGAAAAGUACUAGAAAAACUGACUUCAGUGUCUACGGCCAAACGGUUGGCUAAUAUGGAGCUUCAUGACUCGGACUUUGGGAAACGUGAGGAAAUUCAUAAUAUCAAGAAGCAAAAAAGACGGGCCGAUAUGGACGUUAUUUUGUGAUGUAUAAUGUCAUUAGCCAUCCUCCUUCCUGUUGUAAGCUCGACUUGGAAAUGAUUAAAGCAUCAAUCAAAGUUCGCUCU